This is a messenger RNA of Oryza brachyantha (malo sina), 1846 nucleotides long. Its product is annotated as enolase 1, chloroplastic. The record is from RefSeq and is a predicted model, not a curated record. Lineage: Eukaryota; Viridiplantae; Streptophyta; Magnoliopsida; Poales; Poaceae. Gene Ontology annotation, cellular component: phosphopyruvate hydratase complex. Gene Ontology annotation, biological process: glycolytic process. The transcript has 7 exons. The coding region runs from base 124 to 1575 and encodes 483 amino acids. Gene Ontology annotation, molecular function: phosphopyruvate hydratase activity; magnesium ion binding.
CUUCUUCCUGCCACCUCGCGGCCUCCGCCCGACGACCUCCUCCUCCUCCACCGCCGCCGCAUCGGCCGCGACAUAGAAACCAGCCCCCCCUCCCGAUCCUGCUCCCGCUUCCGCCGCCAACCGAUGGCCCACCGCCUCCUCCUCCCCUCCGCCCCACUCCUGCCCGCCCCAGGCACCGCCGCGGCCACCCCGCGGCGUCGCGGUGGUGGCCGCACCGCGGUCGCCGUGCGCGCCGCGCUCUCGGCUCCCGCGGCGCAGGUGGCGGCGGGUGCGGGGGCGGGGGCGGUGCGGUCGAUCUGCGCGCGGCAGAUCGUGGACAGCCGCGGGAACCCCACCGUGGAGGUCGACCUCGUCGCCGGCGACGGCCGGCUCCACCGCUCCGCGGUGCCCAGCGGCGCCUCCACGGGGAUCUACGAGGCGCUCGAGCUGAGGGACGGCGACAGGGAGGUGUACGCAGGGAAGGGCGUGCUCAACGCCGUCCGCAACAUCAACGAGGUCAUCGCGCCGAAGCUCGUCGGCGUCGACGUCAGGAACCAGAGUGAUGUUGAUGCAAUCAUGCUUGACAUUGAUGGAACUCCAAACAAAUCAAAACUGGGUGCCAAUGCUAUUCUUGGUGUCUCCUUAAGCGUAUGCAGGGCUGGUGCUGGUGCAAAGCAGGUUCCUUUAUAUAAACAUAUUCAGGAGUUGGCUGGUACUAAGGAGCUUGUCAUGCCUGUUCCGGCUUUUAAUGUGAUAAAUGGAGGUAGCCAUGCCGGCAACAAUCUGGCCAUGCAGGAGUUCAUGCUUUUACCUGUGGGAGCAGCUUCAUUUUCUGAGGCCCUUCGUAUGGGCAGUGAAGUUUAUCAUGCCCUAAAGGGCAUCAUUAAGGCGAAAUACGGUCAAGAUGCAUGCAAUGUUGGAGAUGAAGGUGGCUUUGCUCCUAAUGUUCAAGAUAACAGAGAAGGCCUUGUUUUACUUAUGGAUGCCAUUGAGAAGGCAGGCUACACUGGAAAGAUCAAAAUUGGAAUGGAUGUUGCAGCAUCAGAGUUUCUUACAAAGGAUGCAAGCUAUGACCUAAACUUUAAGAAUCAACCUAAUGAUGGAGCUCAUGUUCUUUCAGCUCAGCGUCUCUGUGAUCUGUACAAAGAAUUUGUCAAGGAUUUCCCCAUUGUAUCAAUUGAGGAUCCUUUUGAUCAAGAUGACUGGAACUCGUGGUCAUCAUUGCAGUCCUCAGUUAAUAUCCAAAUUGUUGGGGACGAUUUACUUGUCACGAACCCAAAACGUAUUGCAGAGGCUAUUGGGAAAAAGGCUUGCAAUGCUCUUUUGCUGAAGGUUAAUCAGAUUGGUACUGUCACUGAAUCUAUUCAAGCUGCUCUUGAUUCAAAAGCUGCUGGUUGGGGCGUGAUGGUCAGCCAUAGGAGUGGUGAAACAGAAGAUAAUUUCAUCGCAGAUCUAGCUGUCGGUUUAGCAAGUGGUCAGAUCAAAACUGGAGCUCCAUGUCGUAGCGAGAGAUUGGCAAAAUACAAUCAGCUUCUGCGGAUUGAAGAGGAGCUAGGCAAUGUGCGCUACGCAGGGGAGGCAUUCAGGUCUCCCUAAGAAAUAUACAUACUACAGCAUUUGAAUCGCGGUGAUUGUGUAAUGUUGAGUAGAAAUAAGGUCUUUUACCAUGAGGCAUCCCAGUUUUCGCCACUUGAUUUGUUAGAUGCAUGAUUCUAUAUGCAUCUGUAGCCUUUCUACUGGAGAAAGGCAUUAGAGACCGACUGCUAGGAAACAAGUUGUAUCUUCAGCAUGAUUAGGAACUCUUUUGCUUGGGAUCAUACCGUUCUCCUGUCAUGCAUUAUUUAUCAAGAUAAUGGACUAUAUGAAA